GCGCAGGACAUCUUACAAUGUGCAAUUGAUUACGCAACCACAAGGACGUGCUCAUAAUCUGAUGGAACGGCAUCUCCAUCACAAUUUGCAAAGUAAUCAGACGCGCAAUCAACACCUUUAUGUGAUUUCCAAGGGACCGAAGCAUAGACAACAAAUUUCGAGUGUUUGCUGAGAAUUUCUUAACAGAAAAAUCCAAUGGUCUGAUCCGGAGUUUGAACCCAAGUCCUCGGAAUUUCCAUUUUUAUAAGCUAUUUACUACAUCAACGAUUAAAACCCGAAUAUACAACGAUGUCGGGCCAAAUAAAAGCGUUCCCAGUGGAGAAGGAGUAUGGGAAGAAUCCUGACAUUUCUCGAGAGGACAUCAAUAAGUUACGAGAAUGGCUGAAGACGCAACCACAUUUACCAGAAGAAUACAUAACAGAUUUGGAUCUGGUACUGAUUUACUUCUGUUGUGAAAAGAGCGCUGAAGUCUCUAAGCAAGUUCUGGAUCUCCAUUUCACGCUCCGAACUCUCCUCACCAUUUGGUUCAAGGAUAGAGAAGUGGACAAGAAGAUCAUCAACGCUCUGAACACUGUCCUGAUAACACCGCUUCCAGCACCCACAGUCAACGGUUACAAAGCCAUGUAUUGUCGACUGAUAGAUGAUGACCCCAAACGUUAUAUGUUUGCUGAUAUCAUCCGCGCGUUCAUGAUGGUCUUCGAUCUUUUGCAGUACGAGGAAGGAACUUGGCCAGGUUUUGUUCUAUUGAUAGACAUGGAUCUUGCGAGUGUGGGCCACUUAGCCAAGAUAGAUAUAUCAUUAUUGAAACAGGUCCUGUUCUUCCACCAGGAAUGUAUGUUAGUUAAGUUAAAAGAAUUGCAUUUCUUAAACGCCCCGUACUUCAUGGACAAGGUGAUGACGAUGCUGAAACCAUUCAUGAAGAAGAGUUUAAUGGACAUCAUCAAGGUACACGAAAGAGGUUCUGAGUCCCUCUACAAAUAUGUCCAGAAGAAUUCGUUCCCAAAAGAGUCUGGAGGGAACUAUAAAGACAACAUAACUUUAAGAGACGAGAUCAUAAGCCGUUUAGAAAAUAACAAACAAUAUUUCACGGACGAAAGCCGGAGGCGUGUGAACGAAUCUUUGCGUCCAAGUGGCAAGAAAACUAUCGAAGGCUUAUUCGGAAUCGAGGGCAGCUUUAAGAAAUUAGAUAUAGACUGAGCAUUCGAGGGCAAUCAUGAUUUUUUAGUUAUAAAUGAAAUGGUCUUUGUAAUUCGAAAACUUAUAUAUAAGAGUUCGUUGUAAUUUAUAUUAUUACAGUCUACCAGAUGUUUUUUUUUUGUAAAUAUUUUUGUUGUUCUUUUUGUUAUAUUUUAAACACGUGUGCUGGUGCAUGUAUUCUCAUAUCGGUAAGGUCGUAAAUAAAAUAAAUUAGCUAAUUA
This is a messenger RNA of Vanessa atalanta (red admiral), 1418 nucleotides long. RefSeq names its product clavesin-1-like. The transcript is spliced from 7 exons. The record is from RefSeq and is a predicted model, not a curated record. NCBI's taxonomy places the organism in Eukaryota, Metazoa, Arthropoda, Insecta, Lepidoptera, Nymphalidae. The coding region runs from base 289 to 1197 and encodes 302 amino acids. Gene Ontology annotation, cellular component: membrane. Gene Ontology annotation, molecular function: phosphatidylinositol bisphosphate binding.